Protopterus annectens (West African lungfish) is the source of this 1657-nucleotide messenger RNA. It is a transcript of the gene NDUFS2, whose product is annotated as NADH:ubiquinone oxidoreductase core subunit S2. Gene Ontology annotation, molecular function: NAD binding; NADH dehydrogenase (ubiquinone) activity; quinone binding. Bases 35 to 1453 code for a protein of 472 amino acids. The record is from RefSeq and is a predicted model, not a curated record. Gene Ontology annotation, biological process: mitochondrial electron transport, NADH to ubiquinone. The transcript is spliced from 14 exons. Lineage: Eukaryota; Metazoa; Chordata; Ceratodontiformes; Protopteridae.
UAUGACUCACGUGUUGCUUUAGGUGAUCAGAAACAUGGCUACAGCCGUCCUUGGGUCUGUGUUCUUGAACUCUGUGGCUCGUCGGUCAGUUGGGUGUUGUGGACUUGUACCAACAUGGGUUCGACAUGCAGCACCCACAUUACAGCUAGUUCCCAGACGCUGUAAGCAGUGGCAGCCUGACCCAGAAUGGAUGGAGCAGUAUUCAGGAGUUGUCAUGUACCCAAGUAGCAUCACAGAAAAAUGGGCUCCUCCACCUUGGAAUGAUAAAGACCCUCCUGCAGAGCGAAAAGUGUCAAACCUCACUAUUAACUUUGGUCCCCAACAUCCAGCUGCUCAUGGAGUGCUUCGCUUGGUGAUGGAGCUGAGUGGUGAAUCUGUGAAGAAGUGCGACCCUCACAUUGGCCUCCUACACCGUGGUACAGAAAAACUUAUAGAGUAUAAGACGUAUUUGCAGGCUCUCCCAUACUUUGACCGCUUAGACUAUGUCUCAAUGAUGUGCAACGAGCAGGCAUUUGCACUAGCGGUGGAGAAGCUCCUUAACAUCCAGCCACCACCCAGAGCACAGUGGAUCAGAGUCCUUUUUGGAGAGAUCACGCGCAUCUUAAAUCAUAUAAUGGCUGUCACUACUCAUGCCUUGGAUAUUGGUGCGAUGACCCCUUUCUUCUGGAUGUUCGAGGAGAGAGAAAAGAUGUUCGAGUUUUAUGAAAGGGUAUCAGGUGCACGUAUGCAUGCUGCGUAUGUCCGACCAGGUGGAGUACAUCAGGAUAUGCCAUUAGGCCUGAUGGAUGACAUCUACGAAUUCAUAAAAAACUUCUCCAUACGAAUUGAUGAAGUAGAGGAGAUGCUUACCAACAAUCGGAUCUGGAAGAAAAGGACUGUUGAUAUUGGGAUAGUAUCAGCAGAAGAUGCCCUUAAUUAUGGGUUCAGUGGAGUAAUGCUUCGAGGUUCUGGAAUCAAAUGGGAUCUAAGAAAGGUGCAACCCUAUGAUGUAUAUGACCAGGUGGAGUUUGACAUUCCCAUUGGUACCAAUGGGGAUUGCUAUGACCGCUACCUCAUUCGAGUGGAGGAGAUGAGGCAGUCUUUGAGAAUCAUUCUACAGUGUCUAAACAAGAUGCCUGAAGGUGAAAUCAAAGUAGAUGAUGCAAAGAUUGCACCCCCAAAGAGAGCAGAAAUGAAGUCUUCAAUGGAAUCCUUAAUUCACCAUUUCAAACUGUAUACUGAGGGUUACCAAGUCCCUCCUGGGGCCACCUACACUGCUGUGGAAGCUCCUAAGGGUGAAUUUGGAGUUUAUCUAGUUUCGGAUGGAAGCAGCAGACCAUACCGUUGUAAAAUAAAAGCACCUGGAUUUGCACAUCUGGCCGGUCUGGACAAAAUGUCAAAGGGCCAUAUGCUGGCUGAUGUAGUGGCAAUAAUUGGUACUCAGGAUAUCGUGUUUGGAGAAGUCGAUAGAUAAGGGAAGAGGAAGUGUUUGCUGUACUGUGCUUGCUGGAGCAAGGUGAAGUCCUUCUGUGUCAUUUGUCAGAUGCCCUGCCGAUCUUCACAUUGUCACUUUGUGUUUAUAUGUAUACUUUUGAAAUGGCAUUCCUCUAGGAAAGGGUAGAAUGCUGUUUAUCUGUGAAAUUGGACCUUAUAAAUAAAGUGACAACAUAAACAUUUA